AUGACUUACUGGGAAUUGGGUUGUUACAACUUGGUAUCAGAGCAGUUCGUUCCUAUUAAAGCCUGGGGAUAUGGACUGAAUCAUGCUUCAUUGCAUUCUCUGAAGACUAUUCACACUUUGCCUGAAAUGUUAAGACUGAUCACCUUAAUAUUACAUGUUGGGUGUGCACAGAAUCUUGAUGGCUGCACGGGGAUGAGGACGUGUUUCAAGGGGACGCUUGUUGCAACUGAAGCUGACAAUUGGUUCCGUGGUAUUGAGAAGUCAUUACGAGCGCAAUAUGUACCAGAAAGACAGUACGUGGAAUUUGCAACCUAUAUGCUGGAGGGAGAAGCUGAACACUGGUGGCAUAGAGUGCAACGCUUGUUAAGGCAGGUGGUGGAAGAGAUUGAAUGGGAUACUUUUAAGGAGAAAUUUUACAAAAAGUACUUCCCUAGAACUGUUCGUGAUGCUAAAGAAACGGAACUGAUGCAGUUGACACAGGGGAAUAUGUCAGUAGCAGAAUAUACUCAGAAAUUUGAGAAUUUGUGCCGAUUCUCUAAGAUCUGUCAGGGAAACCCAGAUGAUUUUGAGGAAUGGAAGUGUUUGAAGUACGAAGGAGGACUCUGCGAAGAACUAAUGCACUCGUUGGUACCACUGCAAAUACAAAAUUUCGCAGAACUUGUCAAUAGGAGUCAGUUGGUGGAAGACUGUACCAAGAAGGUGGUGGCAGCAAAGAUGAGUCGUCAAGAAUUACCUCCAAAAAACUUUAAUCGGUAUAUAGCCCCUCAGGGAAGGAAAUUUAAAAUGAAUAGGACACUUUCUUUUGGGAAUCAGCAAGUUAGUAAUCUUCCUGCUCGUGACAAUAUCGAUAGGCAAGGACAAGAUACUGGAAAGCGACCACAGCCAGCACUAACAAACCUUAUUUGUAAUCAGUGUGGGAAGAACCAUGGUAGGAAUCUAUGUCGAUUGGGUUCGAGCGUUUGUUAUUUUUGUGGUAUGCCUGGACAUAUAGCGAGGAAUUGUGAGAAGAAGAUUGCUCAAGAUUCAGCUAAAUCUCAGCAGCCAGGAAGAGUAUUUACAAUGAUGACUGAAGAUGCUCGUACUCGAACUCCCUGA
Molecule: messenger RNA, 1095 nt
Organism: Arachis duranensis
Lineage: Eukaryota; Viridiplantae; Streptophyta; Magnoliopsida; Fabales; Fabaceae
Exons: 3
Coding region: 1-1095 (364 amino acids)
Molecular function (GO): nucleic acid binding; zinc ion binding
Source: RefSeq, a predicted model, not a curated record